AUGGGAUGUGUAUACAUGGGUAUAUUCCUCUUCGCGCUAGUUUUGUACCUGCAAGCGGGCUCGGACCGAUCAGAUUUUUUCAAGACUUCUCGAGAAUGCAUGCUAGCUAAUGUCGAUGCCAAUUCCAAUAAUCUGGAAAAGCAAUGGACAAAUUUCCCAUAUUAUGUGAACAAAUGCACCCCGCAAAGUCGUCUACCCGUUCAAGGUUUCUCAAAUACAGACGAAUUGAAAUAUCACGUUAUGCCUAGAGCAUAUAUUUCAAACUCUCGUGACUGCACGAUUAUCUCAUUGGGUAUUGGUAAGGACGUCGAAGCAGAGAAGUCGAUGCGGGCAGCGAUGCCAAACUGUCAAUUUUGGGGUGCAGAUCCAGUAAAUGACACUAACGCUGAUAUCUUUCCAGAGGUAGGUCUUUUUUCGUUUCUUCUAUAG
Molecule: messenger RNA, 429 nt
Organism: Strongylus vulgaris
Lineage: Eukaryota; Metazoa; Nematoda; Chromadorea; Rhabditida; Strongylidae
Source: the annotation of a GenBank genome assembly